AUGGCGGCGGCGGAUAGGCAGCUUGUGGUUGCCGUCGAGGGGACGGCGGCGCUGGGGCCCUACUGGUCCACCAUUGUGGCGGAGUACGUCGAGAAGAUCGUGCGGAGCUUUUGUGCAAGUGAACUGCCAGGCCAGAAGCUUUCAGGGGCUCCGCCUGAGCUUGCAUUAGUUGUUUUUCAUACCCAUGGACCCUACAGUGCUUUUGAUGUGCAGCGAAGUGGAUGGACAAAAGAUACCGAUGCUUUCCUGUCAUGGUUAUCUGGAAUAUCAUUCAGUGGUGGAGGAUUCAGUGAAGCUUCUACUUGUGAAGGUCUUGCAGAAGCACUGAAGAUACUUCAAGGCAGUCCUAAUACAACCCAAAGUCAUCAAAACCAUGAAGCACAAAAGCAUUGCAUACUUGUCGCCGCAAGUAAUCCUUAUCCUUUGCCGACACCUGUAUACUGUCUUCCUACUCAAAGUACUGAUCACAAAGAGAACAUUGAGACAGCAAAAGAAUCUUCUAUUGCUGACGCUGAGACCGUUGCAAAGUCAUUUGCUCAGUGCUCUGUCUCACUGUCGGUGAUAUCUCCAAAACAACUUCCAACAUUAAAGGCGAUAUACAAUGCGGGCAAGCGAAACCCUCGAGCUGCUGAUCCAUCAGUCGACCAUGCGAAAAAUCCACACUUCCUUGUUUUGCUAUCUGAGAAUUUCAUGGAGGCGCGAACUGCUCUAAGUCGUCCUUUACAUGGAAACUUGGCCCCAAAUCAAACCAUUACGAAGAUGGACACUGCACCUGCAGUGACUAUGCCAGGACCAACUUCAAAUGCCAACCCCUCAGUGAAUGCAAUGACAGGCCGUCAACCAGUUGUUGGAGGCAUUUCUACCGCAACUGUUAAAGUGGAACCAGCAACCAUGCCACCGAUAGUUUCUGCACCUGCUUUCUCACAUGUAACACCUAUUUCAAAUGUGGCUUCACAAGGAAUAUCAGCACUUCAAACCUCAUCACCAUCUCUUAUUUCACAAGAAGCAAAUAUGGCAAAUGAUAAUGUGCAAGAACACAAGCCUAUAAUAAACCCUGUUCAACAGCCAGUUCGGCCUGGUGGUCAUGGCAGCCUCCUCAACAAUCUGUCACAGGUUCGGUUGAUGAACUCAACUUCUUUAGGAGGAGGAGCUACCUCGAUGGGACUUCCUAACAUGGGGGCAACACCAAUACAAGUCCACAUGUCAAACAUGAUAUCAAGCGGCAUGACAUCAACACCCUCUGUCAUCUCCUCUAUGUCUGGACCUGGACAACCUAUUGGUACUCAACAGAUGGUACAGAGCACAGCUCUUGGUUCCUUUGGCUCAAACACUUCUACUGUAUCAGGCAAUUCAAAUGUUGCUGUAUCAUCCUCUCUAACUAACAACCAAAGCAGUAUGGGCAUGGGUCAAUCAGUGCAACCUGUGGCACAAGGAGGCUUGGUGGCUGGUUCACAAUUAGGACAAGGUGGAAUUGGUGCAAACCAAAAUGUGAUGAGUAGCCUUGGAUCUACAGCUAUCUCUUCAGCACCUGCGAUGAUGCCAACACCUGGGAUGGUCCCACAGACAGGAGUCAAUUCCUUAGGUGUGAAUAACAAUCCUGCUAUGAAUAUGCCUAUUCCACAGCAUGCCAAUGCCCAACAGCCGCCACCAAAGUAUGUCAAAAUUUGGGAGGGAACUUUAUCUGGCCAAAGGCAAGGACAGCCUGUAUUUAUUUGUAAACUCGAAGGUUAUAGGAGUGGAACAGCGUCUGAAACACUUGCAGCGGACUGGCCAGAAACUAUGCAGAUUGUUCGCCUCAUAGCCCAGGAGCAUAUGAACAACAAACAAUAUGUUGGCAAGGCAGACUUUCUAGUUUUUCGGACUUUAAAUCAGCACGGGUUUCUUGGACAACUACAAGAGAAGAAGCUGUGUGCUGUGAUACAGUUACCAUCGCAAACUCUGCUGUUGUCAAUGUCUGACAAAGCAGGUCGUUUGAUUGGCAUGCUCUUCCCUGGGGACAUGGUGGUGUUCAAACCGCAGGUCCCAACUCAGCAGACACCAAUGCAGCAGCAGCAGCAGCUACAACAACAGCAACUUCAACAGCAACAACAGUUACAGCAGCAGCAGCUGCAACAACAACACAUGCAUAUGCAGCAGCAAGGCCUCCCACUUCAGCAGCCGCAGAUGCAACUUCAGCAACAGCAGCAGCCGCAGAUGCAACCGAUGCAGCAGCAGCCGCAGAUGCAACAGAUGCAGCAGCAGCCAACACAGAUGCAACCGAUGCAGCAGCAGCCAACGCAGAUGCAGCCGAUGCAACACCAGCAGCCACAGCCGCAGCAGAUGCAGCCGAUGCAGCACCAGCAGCCACAGCCGCAGCAGAUGCAAUCGAUGCAGCACCAGCAGCAGCAACAGAUGCAAUCGAUGCAGCACCAGCAGCAGCAACAGAUGCAGCCAAUGCAGCAACAGCAGCAGAUGCAGCCAAUGCAGCAACAGCAGCAGAUGCAACCACUGCAGCAACAGCAGCAGAUGCAGCAAAUGCAGCAUCAACAGCAGCAGAUGCAGCAAAUGCAACAGCAGCAGCAACAGAUGCAGCAAAUGCAGCCUCAACAGCAGCAGCAACCCCAGAUGGUGGGUACAGGAAUGGGGCAGCAGUUCAUGCAGGGGCACAAUCGGGCAGUGCAGAUGAUGCAAGGGAAGAUUACGCCACAGGGGCCGCCUGGGGGAGGCUUCCUACCUUAA
Messenger RNA from Miscanthus lutarioriparius, 2718 nucleotides. NCBI's taxonomy places the organism in Eukaryota, Viridiplantae, Streptophyta, Magnoliopsida, Poales, Poaceae. The record is from the annotation of a GenBank genome assembly.